GCAUCCUUGCCGCUUGCUCCCACCCAUCCCCUCAGAAUCUAGAGCCUGAUCUCCAGUCCAGAUUCAAACAGCAGAGCGUGUGUACAUCUCCACCGCGUACAGACACAAACACAUACCACAGAUUAUUUGUUCCUCUUCUCAAGCAAACAUGUCAGAUGCUCUAGGACCCCCAUACGGCUACGCCUUACGCCGAAACGGCUCCUGCCUCACCACCGAAAACGACUGCGGUCAAACAUGGGCUCCCUUCCACAUCUGCUGCCCGAACGGCACGACAUACGAUUCCAGUAACGGCUCCAAAUGCUGCCCCUCUACGGCCGACUGUACCAGUGACGUCAACGAGCCUCCGCAUUGUGCGAAUUCCACUGCCGUUCUUUACCUCGAAAACGCCUACUUUUGCUGCCCGGAGGGGACGGAUGCCUUUGCCUGGACGACAUACGGUUAUGUGGGCUGUACGGAGGAUAUAUCGGUCUUGGGGGCGGAGUACACCCGGUUAUCGGCGGUACCUAGUUCGACGACAAGUACUUCGACCUCUCAAUCUUCAACUAUGAUCAUGAGAACAUCAGAUCUCUCCAUCACAUCUACGUCCGCCACGACACCUGCAACAAACACAGCUGCGAGAGCAACAGCUGCGACAACGACACUUCCUCCUACGGCAACGUCUGUACCUGACCCUUCAAAUACCCCCUCGAAAACCAACACCGGAGCAAUUGUGGGUGGAGUGGUGGGUGGGGUGGCUGCCGUGGCUUUGAUCGUAUUAUUGACCUGGUUUAUCCUCUAUCGUCGAGGUCUGGCAGCACAAAAGGCCAGGCAGCCGGAUCCAUCCAUAUCUUACUUUUCCCCAAGAAUGAAGUACGAUCGGCCUACUGAACUCUACGCCGGGCAUGUCGCGCCACGGUAUGAGUUGCCAACACGCCAACCACACUAUGAAUUACCGACAGCCCCGCCGCUUUAUGAGAUGUCAGCUGGCACGCCAAAUCUGCCAAGCAGGCCAGAGCUUAUAUGAUAAUAUACCACCAGCUCACGGUUGUAAUGAUCUUUAUAUAAGAAUUCUAGGGCUGACUGUUGAGCCAAAAAGAAGAGGAGAUUGCAAGAAAUACAAAUAGUAACCGAGGGAAC
Aspergillus heteromorphus CBS 117.55 is the source of this 1116-nucleotide messenger RNA. RefSeq lists its product as uncharacterized. The record is from RefSeq and is a predicted model, not a curated record. Bases 149 to 1003 code for a protein of 284 amino acids. The transcript has 2 exons. Lineage: Eukaryota; Fungi; Ascomycota; Eurotiomycetes; Eurotiales; Aspergillaceae.